Raphanus sativus (radish) is the source of this 1101-nucleotide messenger RNA. RefSeq names its product WRKY transcription factor 55-like. The coding region runs from base 28 to 837 and encodes 269 amino acids. The transcript is spliced from 2 exons. NCBI's taxonomy places the organism in Eukaryota, Viridiplantae, Streptophyta, Magnoliopsida, Brassicales, Brassicaceae. Gene Ontology annotation, biological process: regulation of DNA-templated transcription. The record is from RefSeq and is a predicted model, not a curated record. Gene Ontology annotation, molecular function: DNA-binding transcription factor activity; sequence-specific DNA binding.
UCUUAGUCUAUAUAUAUGCCCUAAUGUAUGUGUUACUCAUACCAAAAACAUAAACGUAAGGUACAAAUGGAAGAGGUAAUGUCAAUUAUCUUCCGUGGAUUGAAACUUGUUGAUGAGCUUAAGUCAAGCUUGCAGGAAAAGUCACCGGAAGCUCUGUCCACCUAUCUUGACGAGAUCACAAAGACAUUUUGUGAUGCAAAAGAGCGGUUGAAGAUAGUCCUUGUGAUCAGGAACUCGGAGACCGCAAUGAACCAACUUAAACCGGCGAUUGCGGCUUGCUCAGACCAGAUGCUAAUGCAGAUUGAACCGGGUCUGAUGCAGGAGUAUUGGUUAAGGUAUGGCGGGUCCACGUCAUCUCAGGGAACUGAAGCCGUGACUCAAAGGCAGCUCAUGGCUGUUAAGGGUGACGGCGGACGAAAUUUGAUGGCUACGGAAAGAUCCGGUGGCUCAGGUAGCGGUUCAUCCACGCCAAGGCAACGUAGAAGGGCGUACUAUAGAUGCACCCACCAAAAGUUAUACAAUUGUCCAGCCAAGAAGCAAGUCCAACGCCUCAACGAUGAUCCCUUCACCUUCCGAGUCACUUACCGUGGCUCACACACUUGCCACAUCUACUCAACCGCUCCCACCAUAUCUACCGCUGCCCCCACCGCUCCAAUUGCAACUACUGCCACAACUAGCCAUCCCGUUGACUAUGGUCCGUUCUUCGACAUGGCCGAAGCUAUGAUGUUCGGUAGCAGCGGGAGUGGAGCCAACAUGGAUUUCAUUUUUCCUUGCAAUGAUCCACCUCCUCAUAAUCACUUUUACCGGAGGCCAGAAGACGGCGACGGAGACAAAUAGGAUUCACAUAUCUACAGAGAAAGGAGUACAUGUUUAUGUUCAAGAAAAAAAAUGAACAUGUUUGAUUUAAUUUAUUAAUUAUUCAAGUUUUGCAUAUUACACGUGAUUCUGGUUUGGGAUCUGAUGGGAAACCAAUUCUUUUAAACUAGUUCGCUUUUACGAAAUUGAAAGUGUUCUGUUACUAAGGGUUGUUUCAACCCUGUAUUUAUUUAAAUUGUUUCCAUAGCUUUCUUCUCAUUCUCAAUAUAAAUAUUCAAACUAGCA